GCCCGAGGCUUGCGCCUCAACUCUCCGAUCACCAAAUCCAUCACUACACGCCUGAUAUGCACGUCUCGUUAAUUCUUGCACGAGAUCAUACAUCACACCUCUCCGGUUGGCACGUCUCGAUCUGUCCACAGCUAAAUUGCCUUUGCUACUGCGUGGCUGCUUGUUCUCUUGGCUUAUCAGCUUUCUUACCCGUGUGUGUGUGCUGUGCCCUUGUACGUUCUCCGUUGAGAGUGCGCACGCACAGCAACACCUCCAGGCUCCAAUGGCGUCCUCCUACAAGAUGAAAGGGAUCUUCAAGGGCUUCAAGAUCAUCUCGCAGAUCUUCGAUUGUUGCAGCGGCGAAGGAGGAGCAGGAGAUGGAGAUCGGCUCCCCGACAGAUGUGAAGCACGUCGCGCACAUCGGCUGGAAUAGCUCGACGCUGCCGCCGAUGACCAAUGCGUCUCCAAGCUUCAGGAUGGAUGCCUCAGCCCUGGGAAUAUCAUGCGAUUUUUCGUCUCUGGGCAACCUGGCGCCGUCGGCAGCAGCGGCAACCUCCUGGGCUUCUUCCCAAGAUUUCGAGCAGCACCAGGCCGCCCGAGACGUACAGUCGUCUCUCGGUUUAGCGGUUUCAGAGAACACGGCGCAAGACGCAGGCGGUGCCGCCCCUGACAUGCCGCCGGCUGGCGAAUCUCCGGUGGAUUCGUCGAUGUCGGAGGACUCGGUAGCAUCGGCUUCGUUAGCCCCUACUGCUGCUGCUUCUGACGAGGCUGUUGGCGCCAGUGGCAGGUUGCUGCAGUGACUGAACCGGGGUCCGGAUUGUACAGGCCAAGGAUGCAAAGUGUGCUUGUGUUGUGUACUGAUCAAGUCGAUUCUGACUUGAUAAGCGUCAAUUGUAAAUGUACUGAUUUGGAGUGCGGGUGAGAGUGAUGCAUUGAUCUGUUCCAAAAAUGGAUUGACUAUUUUUUUAACCUGGUUGUAAGAAGUCUGACAGCGAGAAAAUUCUGUUUCUAUUUUCUAA
This is a messenger RNA of Brachypodium distachyon (stiff brome), 998 nucleotides long. RefSeq names its product CRIB domain-containing protein RIC10. The transcript has 4 exons. Bases 357 to 779 code for a protein of 140 amino acids. The record is from RefSeq and is a predicted model, not a curated record. Lineage: Eukaryota; Viridiplantae; Streptophyta; Magnoliopsida; Poales; Poaceae.